AUGGCCGAUCUGACGGCUCGCGGCCUGGUGCUGGAAAAUCAGAUCCCCGGGGACGCCCACCAGUUUCCUUUUGAAAAAACUAAAAAUAAACAAAAAAGAAAUGAAAAGCAGCUGUAUCUGCUGAUGAGCCACGAUCUACGCGGGGGCAUCGACCCUUUUGCCAGCCACGCCCCAACCCGGCGGCCCUUCUCAGCCACGGUGACGAGGGAAAGGGAGGCUUUGCUGGAGGAUGAAGAUGCUUCUGUUGAUGAACCUCGGCAUGAAAAGGGAAGGAGCUCAGUCAGGCAUAUGAUAAAGCCUAUUGCAGCUGAAAGCAGGAAAGGAGAAGAGGAUGAGUAUGAUUUCGAUGAUGCUUCUAGAAGGAAGAGUGAAGACACGCAAGAGGAGAAGAGAAACACUCAUGGACAUAUCUUAACUCAGAAAGAUCGCUGUUUGUAUUGUUUCGAGAACCCAUCCAGGCCAAAGCAUCUGGUUGUUGCUAUUGGGAACUUCACUUACUUGAUGCUUCCACAGUUUGAGCCCGUUGUUCCUGGGCACUGUGUUAUUCUUCCGUUGCAGCACGAGUCUGCAGCAAGAGCAAUUGAUAGCAACGUAUGGGAGGAGAUCCGCAACUUCAAAAAGUGCCUCCUGCAGAUGUUCUCACAGCAGGGCAAGGACGUGAUCUUCAUGGAGACUGCCAUAUGCUUGGCCAAGCAGCGGAGACACUGCAUGAUUGAAUGCGUUCCUGUGCCCCAUGAAGUUUCAGACAAAGCGCCCAUGUACUUCAAAAAGGCAAUUGACGAAGCUGAAGAAGAAUGGUCCCAGCAUGAGAUGAAGAAGCUUAUUCCAACAAGUGGUAACCUGCGGCAAGUAAUCCCGGAUAACUUUGCCUACUUCCACGUAGAGUUUGGGCUGGACCGCGGGUUUGUCCAUGUGAUAGACGACGAGAGCAGAUUCAGUGCUGGUUUUGGACUGGAUGUCAUCAGAGGGGUGCUCCGCUUGCCAGGGGAGGACAUGCACCGUCGUCGAAGGCAUGCAUCAGUAGAUGACCGGAAGCAGGCUGUUGCCAGCUUCACGAAGGACUGGCAGCGCUUCGACUGGACAAACCAACUUGAAUAG
This is a messenger RNA of Lolium rigidum, 1098 nucleotides long. RefSeq names its product CWF19-like protein 2. NCBI's taxonomy places the organism in Eukaryota, Viridiplantae, Streptophyta, Magnoliopsida, Poales, Poaceae. The record is from RefSeq and is a predicted model, not a curated record. Bases 1 to 1098 code for a protein of 365 amino acids. Gene Ontology annotation, biological process: mRNA splicing, via spliceosome. The transcript has 6 exons. Gene Ontology annotation, cellular component: post-mRNA release spliceosomal complex.